AUGAAUUUCGGUAAUUCAACCAUUGUUGACUGUGCUCUCAAUCAUGACGAUACAAAUCUUGACACUAGCAUUCAGUUAAACGACAACAGUAAUCUAAUACAAGUGACUCUUGAUUGUCAAAUAUAUGAUCAAAAAACAUGUAAUAAAGUUGAAAAUACAUUUAAAUUGGCGGGAGAAAUCAUUAAUUACGCUCUUGUGCUUAAUACGCCCAUCAUCGUUGAUGCCGUAUUUUUCCCAAUGGGGAGUUCAAACGUAUUAGGAGGAGCAAUUGCGUCCAGAUUAUUUUCAAUAACAGAUGAAGAUAAUACGGAAAGAUUAUAUCCUCAAGCAUUAGUUAAACAAUUGAGAUUACCAAUUUCGGUGCAAUACGCUAGUUCAGAUAUAAAAGCGAGAUUUAAUUCAUUAAAAGAUUGGUAUUUUCCUGACGAUGAAGGACCAAUACGUCCAGAUCAAAAUGAUAUCUUAAAUACAGUUUUACAUGAACUUAUUCAUGGUUUGGGAUUUUUUUCAAGUUGGAAGAAUUAUAUUGACGCGGAAUUACAAAUUCCAACGAGCGGUUUGACACCUCUCAUAAGUUAUAAUUCUAACAUUACGACUGACUUACCAAUUGGACCAUUUGAAUUCAUGGGAUUUUAUGAAACCAUAUUUGAUAAAUUUAUUAUAAUUAACAAUGAUGGUAAACAAGAUAAAUUAUCCACGUUAGCCAAUGAGUUAAAUCAAUUCUCUGGUAGAAACAAACAAUUUAAUUUAUCAAGCUUUAAUAAUGAAUUCCAGAAUUCUCCACAAUUUGAAGCGGCAAAGAAGGUGUUGUCGUUAAGCACGGUAAAAAAUUCGUUAAUAUUUAUGGCAAAGGGAACCAAGAAAACUAAAGAUGGAUUUGUAUUAGAGACGAGUUUAGAAACUUACGCAGCAGGCUCUAGUAUUGUUCAUGUUGACUUUAAUAAGUAUUCUCAUGAUUCAGAUUUCUUGAUGAUAUAUAAUAGUGUUGCUGGUGUAACAAUGAACGAAUUAAUCAUAAAAUCUGGGAAUCGUACUGGAAGCGCUAUCGGACCGAAAUUGCUUGGGGCACUUAGUUCAAUCGGUUAUACUUUAGCCGACAAUCCAAUAAAGUCAUCAACUAUCACGAUUUCAGUUUCAAAUACCUUUUCAUUAAUAGUAUCUUGUCAAUUAUUUUUAUAUAUAAUAAUUAAUCAUUGA
Molecule: messenger RNA, 1197 nt
Organism: Funneliformis mosseae
Lineage: Eukaryota; Fungi; Glomeromycota; Glomeromycetes; Glomerales; Glomeraceae
Source: the annotation of a GenBank genome assembly